AACGGAAUUACGAUACGACGCCGUUUCGCGAGCCCUUCAACUGAGUAUAAAUUAAGGCGCAUGGAAACGGAUGAACCGUUUGUUCUGCUAUCGUGAGCCGCUCCCCUGGGAUUCUCUCUUCCCUUUUUUUUUACCCAAAUAUCUUCAAAACCCUAAUUCGAGCAUGGCUUAACCCUACCACGAAAUCGGCCGAGAAAUUGAAUCGACAGGAGCGCGAAUUUCUUCGAUCGAGAGUUUUAAUGGAAGGCGGCUGCUGCACGACGUCGACGUCGUCGGCGACGGAGAUUUCGAAGAGGAAGCCGAGGCAGCACCAGGAGAAGCCGUACAGAGGAAUAAGGAUGAGGAAGUGGGGGAAAUGGGUGGCUGAGAUUCGAGAGCCGAAUAAGCGGUCCAGAAUCUGGCUCGGCUCCUACUCCUCCCCCGUCGCGGCGGCGCGUGCCUACGACACCGCCUUGUUCUACCUCCGCGGCCGCUCCGCCCGCCUCAACUUCCCGGAGUGCAUCGUCGAAGACCUCCUCGAUCAGCAGCGCGACCUCUCCGCCGCCGCCAUCCGUAAAAAGGCCACCGAGGUCGGCGCCAUGGUCGACGCGCUCCAGAGCGGCGCCGCCGCCGCCCACUCGCGCCCCGGACCCGAUAACCACCGGGUUCAAGUCAAACCCGAUUUGAAUGAGUACCCGAGCCCGGAAACUUCCGACGAUAGUUAACCCGGUUCGAUUGUAUUAUCAUUAUUAUUAUUUUAUGUUUUUCUUAGAGUUUUGAUCUUUCCUAAAAAAAAAAAAAAAAAUGAAAAUGAAAA
This is a messenger RNA of Andrographis paniculata, 796 nucleotides long. Its product is annotated as ethylene-responsive transcription factor RAP2-1-like. The transcript has a single exon. Gene Ontology annotation, molecular function: DNA binding; DNA-binding transcription factor activity. Gene Ontology annotation, biological process: regulation of DNA-templated transcription. The record is from RefSeq and is a predicted model, not a curated record. NCBI's taxonomy places the organism in Eukaryota, Viridiplantae, Streptophyta, Magnoliopsida, Lamiales, Acanthaceae. Bases 240 to 704 code for a protein of 154 amino acids.